Molecule: messenger RNA, 4404 nt
Organism: Bombus pascuorum
Lineage: Eukaryota; Metazoa; Arthropoda; Insecta; Hymenoptera; Apidae
Product: protein stoned-B
Exons: 11
Coding region: 6-3656 (1216 amino acids)
Biological process (GO): synaptic vesicle endocytosis; regulation of endocytosis; intracellular protein transport
Cellular component (GO): AP-2 adaptor complex; synaptic vesicle
Molecular function (GO): clathrin-cargo adaptor activity
Source: RefSeq, a predicted model, not a curated record
GCAACAUGGAUUCCAAAGGUGGAAACCCUUUCUUGAUGGACGACUAUGGUGUCGAGUCCAACGACAGAAAAGCUAGCCAACCGUCGAAUCCUUUCCUCCAGGACUUCGCUGAGACUGAAACAGCCGGAGGAGGGGAGAAUCCUUUCCUGAAUUUUGGAGCAGACCAAUCUUAUCAAUCAGCCAUUACAGUCGACUCGACGAAUCCUUUCGCUUCUUUCGCCACGGAGACCACUGCACCUAGCACUGGUUUCGAAGCUACUACUACCGACACUACGGCAUCUAACAUAUUCUCUGGUCAAUCCGCGAACAUUUUUCAGACCACUGUGAACGAGUCGAACACGAAUCUGUUCGACGCCGCGAUCUCUACUCAAGCGACUGACGAACUUUUCGGCCAAGAGUUGCAGUCUGCACCUCCGCCGUCGCCGGUGGUGCCUGUGACACCAGUUCAACCCAAGAAUGGCAAGACUGCACCGUCGAGGCCUCCUCCACCCAGACCUCAACCACCGGCACCUCCUAAAAAUACCAAAGACUUGAUCUUGUCGGUUACUGGAGCUAUGGAUGCUACUUCUAAUCAUCUGCUGGAUCGAUUACAGGCAACAAGAACACCCAGUCCAACGUUAAUGCACUCUCCAUCGCCAACUCCGGAACAUAGUUUCGCCGACUUCCUGGACGUGGAUUCGAACGUGCCAGACCUAAUGUCCGACGACAGCAAAGUAGCAGAGCCAUCAAAGAAUCGCGACAUCCUGGAUCUCCUUGACGCACCCAAUACAGAGACGACAACCACUACCAUCUUCUCCACAUCGAUAAACGCCGAAGACGCCACCAGUUUGGUAACAGGAGUAUCCUUGAUCAGUGCCACUGGCCAGGACAACCCAUUCGUCAGCAUUACAGAGCAAGACGCAUCUCCUAUUCAGGCUGAGGAUGCCUUUAAGUCAGAUUUUCCAGAAACUGCUUCUGUAACAAGUGAAAAGAGACCAUCUAUAGCUUCGACGACCGGGAUCGUUGGAAGUGACACGGAGAAGACUGGUAUUGAUUUAGAUUUCGCUGCGGAAUCCCCUGUUGUCUCAGAAACUAUGCAAUCAUCGACAGCUGGAGCUGAAUUAUUCGCUACCAGCGGCACUGAGCAAUUGUCCACGAUGACUACCGAGUCUGCGUUCUUUUCUGUUGCCGAUACGAUGUCUUCUGGACCAUUUGGUACCAUAGAUACCACGGCCUCGCAUUUCACGACACCCAUGCAAACGCCCGGCACACAACCUUUGUUCGCAAGCACGGAAAUGGACGCGUUAUCCGCUCAGUCCAAUGGACCAUUUGCUUCUGAUUUACUUGGUGAUUUCGAAGAACCUACGAAAGAUAUCAGUGGCAUGACAUCGACCAGUCCGACUCCGGGAGCUGAAUUUCCCAUCAACGAAGCGUAUAAGCCUGAAGAGCAAUUGGAUAACUUUGCAGCAACUACGAAAGUUAUAGAGGGUACUGGCGAUGCGUUUGAUAUUUUUGCUUCGAAGUUUGAUAAAGCUGCGGAGCAGGAAAGCAGCGCUGGAGAUCCUUUCUUGGAUGCCUUUGGCGGCGGCCCUACCGCCAUGGACACGUCUAGCGAUGUUUGGGGUGAUUCGUCUGCGACCGGGUCAGAGACAGCAGUGACUGGGUUUGGGGAAACUGAUGGGUUUGACUCGUUCCUGAGUAUGACUGCACCACCACCAGAGACAAAUGUAAAGAGAACCGACUCUGUAGAUUCGGAUGCGGGACCAGAUUUCAGUGUAUUCAUUAAACCAAAAGAGGAUGAUCAAGGUGGAGCAAUCGAAGGAGGAGCUGUCCCCGUGCUAGCGCCACCACCAAAGAGUCCGCAAAACACAGCUUACACAGAUACCUCGCCACGAUUCAAUCCCUUCGACAAAUCAGGAUUCGCGCAGGACGCUAUUCCCACUACGGAAGCUGCUCAACCUGCUGAAAUGACCAGGACAGAUUCUCAGGAAACCCCUCCGACUCCCCUAUUUGACGAAGACGUUAGCCAACCUUUGGAAGACUUCCCAAGAGUAACGUACACCGGUGACGGCUGGGACAUGCAUCUGCGCCAACCUAGCAAGAAAAAGAUAACCGGUCAACGAUUCUGGAAGAAGAUCUUCAUAAAACUGGUCUACCAAGGUGACAGUCCUGUACUCCAGUUGUUUAACAGCAGAGAAGACAAGGAUCCCUUCCAAGAAUUACCUCUAGUUCCUUCUUACUCGAUAUCCGAUAUCGGGGCACAGCAAUUUGACCAAUACGGGAAAAUAUUCACGGUGAAGCUGCAAUACAUUUUCUACAAGGAACGACCUGGCGUACGACCUGGCCAGGUGACAAAGGCGGAAAGGAUAACGAAUAAACUCAGUCAGUUCGCUGCGUACGCCAUUCAGGGUGAUUAUCAGGGGGUGAAAGAAUUUGGAAGCGAUCUAAGGAAGCUCGGUCUUCCCGUGGAACACGCGCCACAGAUUUCCCAGUUAUUCAAACUGGGUUCUCAACUCUACGAAGAUAUGAAGCAGUUUUCAUCCGCGAUCGAGGAAGCUCUGUUCAGAUUGCCGGCUCAUCGAGAUCGGGCGCUCAGUUAUAAAAUGGAAGACGUGCAGAUUACGGUCGUGGAUGAAUUGUACGUGGAACAGAACGCGCAAGGCCAGGUCGAGAAGCAAAUAGCGCGUGUUCGAUUGUUCUUCUUGGGCUUCCUCUCUGGAAUGCCUGACGUUGAAUUGGGAAUAAACGACAUGUGGCGCCAAGGGAAAGAGGUAGUAGGCAGACACGAUAUAAUUCCAGUGGUAACCGAAGAAUGGAUUCGUCUGGAGAACGUUGAGUUCCACUCCUGCGUUCAACAGGACGAAUACGAAAAAUCUAGAAUUAUAAAGUUCAAGCCACCGGAUGCAUGCUAUAUCGAACUUAUGAGGUUCCGAGUAAGGCCUCCUAAAAACAGAGAGCUUCCUCUCCAGCUUAAAGCCGUAAUGUGCGUUACCGGUAAUAAGGUAGAACUGAAGGCGGACAUUCUCGUGCCGGGAUUCGCGUCAAGAAAACUGGGCCAAGUGCCCUGUGAGGACGUGAUGGUACGUUUCCCCAUUCCAGAGUGCUGGAUCUACCUGUUCAGGGUGGAAAAACACUUCAGAUACGGAUCCGUCAAGUCAGCUCAUAGGAGAACAGGAAAGAUCAAGGGUAUCGAAAGAUUUCUCGGUGCUGUUGAUACUUUGGAACCUCAGCUGAUGGAGGUGACGUCCGGUCAAGCAAAAUACGAGCAUCAACAUCGUGCUAUCGUUUGGAGAAUGCCUAGGUUACCGAAAGAAGGCCAAGGAGCAUACACGACACACCAAUUGAUCUGUCGAAUGGCCCUAACUUCCUAUGAUCAGAUCCCCGAGAACCUAGCCGAGUACUGUUACGUGGAAUUCACUAUGCCAGCGACCCAAGUGUCUCACACGACGGCGAGGAGUGUUAGUUUUCAAAAUCACGACAGCGACACUCCACCAGAGAAAUACGUCAGGAAUUUGUCGCGACACGAGUACAGAGUUGGAAUCGAGCAUACGCAAGGAGAAGGUCCAGGCGCAUACGUAUCUGCGACCUACACACGAAAAAUUCCGGAAACAACGCCGGAGACGCAAGGAGAAGCUUCGGACGCUGGCGCGGAAUCAGAUUCCGAUUCCUCCGAUUAAAUCCAAAUCAGUCUUGCAUAAGGUAACCUGUAACACGUACGGAACUUAAGGAGAAUUACUUGUUAAUGCUAAGGUAUAUACAGAAAGCGAAACGAUGCCUGUGACUGGACGCGUGACGUUUCACGAUUUGCAGCUCGGAAUGAAUGGACAAUUUCCACGUGAGCAAGCGCAACACGUUAUUGGAGUAAUCGUGUAACCUAAGAAAAAGCAAUAGCGUAUGUGACGUGCUCUGAUAAAAAGUUAAGAUUCGAAAAAGUCGAUCUUGACCUUUUCAUAUUCUUUCACAGUUAGAAGUGUACUAUUUUUUUUAUUUUAUAUUAAUAAAAAUUGCAAAUUUUCAAGUGGUUUUAAUAACGAAGUAAUGAAAAUUAGCAAUUAUUUAUUACAUUUAUAAAAGUUACAAAUUAUCACCAAAUAAUUUUAAUAAUACGUUAUUCUCUUGUAUUUCUCCACUAUUAGCAAAAUUUUGAGUUUUAACCAAAUCUUUUGCACACAUGAUGAAGUGAUUGCACUUAGUACUAUCGCAUUGCAGAGUACAUAUUUUUAAUCGCGUUUAUUUCAAAAACUCGUUUCUAUACGUUAAUCUCUUUUUACCAAAGCAAGUCACAUAUGAACCAUGAUAACUUCGAACGCACAUCGAUACUAAGAGGAUAUAAUCAGGAUAAACGGUUCGCGUGGGUUAAAUCGUUAGUGGUCGCUGCGAUCCGUGAAACGUUAAACGUCGACGCGUGUUAAAUAUAACGCAUAA